Molecule: messenger RNA, 4069 nt
Organism: Anarrhichthys ocellatus (wolf-eel)
Lineage: Eukaryota; Metazoa; Chordata; Actinopteri; Perciformes; Anarhichadidae
Gene: dedd
Product: death effector domain containing
Exons: 5
Coding region: 665-1876 (403 amino acids)
Biological process (GO): regulation of apoptotic process; apoptotic process; extrinsic apoptotic signaling pathway via death domain receptors
Cellular component (GO): nucleolus
Molecular function (GO): DNA binding; protein binding
Source: RefSeq, a predicted model, not a curated record
UACAAACCAUCUUUAUUUGGAAUUUUUGGUUUCUGACAACUUUUGGAUGACUAAACAUGCACCGGGUCACAUUGACCCGAGAACAUCAUUGCUGUACCUAGGAAACGAACAUAUCAGGAGGGUUAAGUUUCUGCAUGAUGCAGGGCACUAUGUGAAAACAUGUGUGACAAGACAGUUAACUCUGUAUCCUGCGGAGGGCAGUAAUACGCUUAACAGCGUCUACACUGCCAGAAUCUACACGAAGAAAAAGAAAAGGAACACCGGAACUGAACUGAAUUGUGAUCUGGAAGGUCUUUCAUUUUAGCUGAAGAACGAAACUUGUCUGCUUAUUUUUCCCACGAUGUAUGCCUGAGGACCAAAACCAUUGAACAAACUGUCACCUCUGGCCUGAAAUAAGCCGUCUUGCACACCACGAGACUGGAAACACAUCGUUACAUGUCAAGCAUUUAUCGGGUACUCAAUCAAAACAACAAAACGGAGCUGUUUUCUGCCCUGAAAGAAGCUUUGCUGUGCUAUCAGGCACUGGGAAGCUAACUUUGCGUUAGCUGCCUACCGAACUGAUACCGGUCGACUCGUCAAGAAUAUCCUAAAGGACAGGAGCUCAUCAGUUGGAGCAGACGAAGACAGCAGGGGAUUCAAGAACCCCUUAUCAUCUGGCCCUGAGAUGACAUCACAGCAGCCACAACUUCCCAAUGCUGUUAUUCCUCCCCAGCUUGCCCAGAACUCCUCUGCUCAGCAGGCCCGACCUCACAUUCAGGCCAAUCAGCUGGACUCGAGUCAGAGUAGUGCCACCGCUGGGCCUCUGGAUCACAGAGCUCUGACAGGUAGGCCAGGCUGCUCAGGUGUGGCAGCAGCAAGCGGAGAAGUGGCCAACAGGAACAUUCCUGCCUCCUGCACCAACUCCAGCUUGUCCAAAAGAAAUGGGGACUUCGAGCCAUGGCCUGAGGAAGCAGUGGACAAUUCCCAUGGGCUUUACUCACUUCAUCGCAUGUUUGACAUAGUUGGAGCCCAGCUAACCCAUCGGGAUGUCAGGGUACUGUCAUUCCUGUUUGUUGACGUGAUUGACGAAUAUGAGCGUGGUGGCAUCAGAAGUGGACGGGAUUUCCUGCUUGCCUUAGAGCGCCAAGGUCGCUGUGAUGAGACCAACUUCCGACAUGUUCUCCAACUUCUAAGGAUUAUCACCCGCCACGACCUAUUGCCUUACGUCACACUCAGGAAACGGCAGGCUGUUUGCCCAGAUCCUGUCGACAAGUACCUGGAAGAAACAUCAGUGCGCUACAUUUCACCAAGAGGAGCAGUGCAGAACAAGGACACUGUGCCUCACAGAAGAACAGGUCCGCAGCCAGUCAUUUGCUGUUCCCCGUCAGGACCCCAUGUUGGACCUGCUCAAACAAAGCCAACUCCUCUUGUACAAAACCGCAAACGGAGAAGUCAUUCCUCAGCUGACUGCAGAGAGAAGCAAACAUGUGAUAUCCGACUCCGGGUUCGUGCUGAAUACUGCCAGCACGAGUCUGCACUUCAGGGCAACGUCUUCUCCAAUAAGCAAGAGGCAGUGGAGAGACAAUUUGAGCGCUUCAAUCAGGCAAACACUAUCCUCAAAUCCCGAGACUUGGGCUCCAUCAUCUGUGACAUCAAGUUCUCUGAGCUUACCUACUUGGAUGCCUUCUGGAGGGACUACAUCAAUGGAUCAUUGCUAGAGGCCCUUAAAGGGGUCUUUAUCACAGAUUCCUUAAAACAGGCUGUGGGCCACGAAGCUAUAAAACUGUUGGUCAAUGUUGACGAGGAGGACUACCAGGCUGGUCGGCGUAAACUGCUCCGUAAUUUGGUCACAAGUGGAGGGAGCCCUCAAGGAGCUACCAAAGACUCUGUAUCUUAGAAAGAACUGCUGUGCCUCCCCCACAGGAAAUAGGGUGAGAUGUGGUUGUGUCAUUUAAGGUACCUGAAGUGUGUGCCUGAAAGGAACUGAAGGACUUCUACACACCGCAUUGAUUCCUUGAGAGCUAAGGUCAUAGGAUAUCGACAUGGCACCCUGAAGCAUAGCAUGCAAGGUGAUUUAAUUUUCUUCACGGAGGAGAAUGCUGAUUAAUGCGUGCAUUGAAUUUAACUAAUUUCUUGUUUCUGGUAUAUUUGCUCAUUGAAACACUUUUGUUAAGUCAAAUGAUAGGUGAUCUUCACAACCUGUUCAAAGUCCAGUUCUUUUCAUUACAGGAAAAACGCUGAGAAGUUACUCCCAGUGGGAGUUGUACCCUAUUGUCAAACUGGUUAUUUUAUUCCAAGUUUUUUUAGGUACAUUAUAGAUUGAUUGGAUCAACCCCAAUGAUAAGAGUGGUUUGUAUGUUAUAGAAAGGCACAGAGACCGUAGGACUUAAGGCUUUUACACACCAGGAUUAACAACACCAAAAUUCAGAAUACUUCCGCACAGUUUGAAUAGUUGAUGCCUUUAUUUACAGCGCCAAAGCUCAGAAAAAUCAACCUUGUUUUGAAAAAAAGUAUAUUGCUUUUCUUGCUGCAUAAUAUUUGCAUUCUGUGUUUUCAUGACAAAAACAAUGGUUCGGAAUAAUAAAAUUGACAUGGAAAUGAAUUGCACCAACAAAAGAAAAAUACCCAGGGUUUGUAAAGGCCUUCCGGUUACAAUUUGUUUUUCUAUUUCUUUCCGCUUAUUAUCCUACUUUCUCAAGACUGCCAGAGUUCUCUUGUCAGUAAAGAUGAACCGUUUUAGAUUGUUUUUUGAUUGGCUCACAUUUAUUCACUCUCGACAUUCUUGUGUCUUGGCUUUGUUUUAACAAAUUCUUUGUUUUGCAAUCUGGCUUGGUACCAGCAGCUGUGAUUCUGGCCUAAUGUGAAAUUUCAAAUGUCCGAUCACUGCCAAUAGUUAAACAUUUGUGGAUCGUUUUAAUGUGUUGAAUCCUAUCCAGUGAAACAUUGAAUCAUUCACUGGUGCGUUAGAUUUGUUUGGAUUUGCAAAUCAGUGCCAGUUUUAUUGUCAGCCUGUACUUCUGCUCACUCGCUGUCUCAUUCAUGUUCUCUCCUGAUACAACACUUAACUUUUUUUUUUAAAUUUGAAAUAACUCAACAGUCGGUGAAAGUCACAGCUAGUGUGUGUGGAGUCAUCUCAUUUGAGAUCAAAUCCAUUAAAUCCUUUUUUUUCUAUGGAAAUGUCAUGCCUCUUGGUAGAUCACGAUGUAGGUCAGUCCACAUGCUCAAAAGGCGUUAUGAGCAAGAGUUGCACUGACUUCCUCAUCCAGUCACUUGACGGCCUGCUGGACGUGUUGGAGAAACAACCAGGUAUCUCCCUGGUGAGGGCAGGGGCUGUUACAUCAGUCUUCGUCAGGAGGUGUGGCUUCUCCAAAGACAUUUGUCGCUGUGGGACUAAUAAAGGAUUAUCUUAUUCACAAAUCGAAUUGGGGAUUCUGUUAUUAAGGUUCUGAAACAGAAUAUACCAGCACUGUGCGCACCAACAUAGUAAAGUCAUUCAUGGUUAUCCUACACAAUUCAGUGUGCAUAUCUAGAAAAAUGAUGUGUUUCUAAUGGCAGAAUAUCCCUUUUACAGUGUAGUAAUAAAUGCUAACUGCUAUCCAUUAAAUUAGCUUUUAAAUUCGGUGUGUGCCUGUGACAAACCAGUGUUGACAAUAUUAAUGAUAACAAUUGUUGUGCAGUCAUAAAUAACACUCAGUGACUUUAUUGGGCACACCUUUCUAGUUCUGGGAAGCCCCCCAGAGGAGCCUGAAAUCCACAUGACACAACGUCAAAAGGUCCUGACAUACACAGCCAAGAGUCUGCAGUUAUAUGCCGUUGAGCUUCAGUCGGCAGUAGUUUUUGUGUGGUAUGUCUCCAUGUCAGCCCUUAUCACAAGCUAAUUAAUAAUGUAUUAUAUGUUGCAGAAUUAUAUUAUUAUAUUCAAAGCAUAUGUCAAAAUUGUUUAAUUGGAUUGACAGUGGCUUGUUUUUUAUGUUCAUCUUUCUGUUUCAUACUUAGUGGAUUAGGAAACGGACUACUACUGCCGGGUGCAGAACUUCCAUGCAUAUUGGCGGCCAAUGGCUUUAGGCUGUAAUCUCCGUUCUGUGUUCAA